This is a messenger RNA of Papaver somniferum (opium poppy), 834 nucleotides long. Its product is annotated as trafficking protein particle complex subunit 4-like. The record is from RefSeq and is a predicted model, not a curated record. Lineage: Eukaryota; Viridiplantae; Streptophyta; Magnoliopsida; Ranunculales; Papaveraceae. The coding region runs from base 126 to 554 and encodes 142 amino acids. Gene Ontology annotation, cellular component: TRAPP complex. Gene Ontology annotation, biological process: endoplasmic reticulum to Golgi vesicle-mediated transport. The transcript has 3 exons.
GGGCUAUUACAAUCCCCUCUACUCUCUAUCCCACCCAAAUCUAGGGUUUCAAAAAAAAAAUCCCCAAUUUCAUUUCAACAAAAUUCUCUCAAAUCUCUGAAUCAAACCAUUCUUCUUACUAUCAAAUGGCUGCUGCAAUAUAUAGUCUUUUCAUUAUCAACAAAUCUGGAGGUCUCAUUUUCUAUAAGGAUUAUGGAUCAGCAGGAAGAAUGGAUACUAAUGAUAGUUUAAGAUUAGCAAGUUUAUGGCAUUCAAUGCAUGCAAUCUCACAACAAUUAUCACCAGUGUUAGGUUGUCAAGGAAUUGAACUACUGGAAGCUGAUACUUUUGAUCUUCAUUGUUUUCAAUCACUUACAGGGACAAAAUUCUUCGUCGUAUGUGAACCAGGGACACAACACAUGGACACUCUAUUGAAGAUCAUUUAUGAACUGUACACAGACUACGUUUUGAAAAAUCCUUUUUACGAGAUGGAGAUGCCAAUCAGGUGUGAACUCUUUGAUAUUAACCUCAUACAGGGCAUCCAGAAAGAUCGUGUUGCUUUGCUUGGUCGAUGAAUAAACCUUGUCUAAUUUGCAAGUCACGGUCAUAGUAACUGAGUUGUACUUCGGUGAAAUUUGUUUGUUUAUAAAUUUACAGAGUUGGAUAUAUGAAAGUUUGUCUGAACAAUUUUUCAAAUUCGAACUUCUGUCAGGAAUUUAAAACACCACCCAUCAAUUUUCUUUGAAUUUCAGAUUUGAUGCUUCUGUAUAUUUGUUUUUUCUCUUUGUUAAAUAUUCUUGUGUGCAGAUUCUUAAUUUAUGUCAGUAUAAUUGUAUUGGUGCAUUGGCAACUUAA